GAAGCCUGGCAGCGAAAAACCAAACAAAAUGAAUUUCGUGUGUCUUUUCUAAGUAGGAAGGGAACUGGGGGUGAAGUCUUCGCUGGGGAAGAGGCACGCAGAGUGCUGAAUGACGUUCGAUUUGAUAUCGAUAAGGAGAUGGUAAGGAGAAAGCGGCUCGAAGGUGUUGAAGAUUGACAGCAAAACUGCCCAAUCCUCGGUGUCCUUUGAGGGGGCGGGGCGGUUCACUUGGUUCAUGUGGGCGAGGCGGAGACGACGUGAAGAGGCCAUGAAUUUGAAAGAAACGGCUGGAACCGAGCUAACAGCUAGAGCGCGCGUCCGGCAAGCUAACAGCUAGAGCGCGCGUCCGGCAAGCUAACAGCUAGAGCGCGCGCCUGGCGCGAGCCCAACACAAGAGACAACAAAUUGCUGUCAGAAACGGUGCGCGUCACACUCGAGGUCGUCAGCGAUUCAUUUCAGCGAGGAGACCUGGAAGAGAAGGGAGAAAACGGGAAGAAAAUCAUGGAUUGAACACGAAUGGCCUUCAGCGUUACCGUGCGGCGCAAACCGAGCCAAUAAACAGCUGUUUGUCUUUUUUUCCUCUCCACCCCCUCGCUCAGCCGAAGGAAAAGUACAUUUUUUUUUCUCUCCCCUUUGGCCAAAUCAAAACGGAAAUUCUCCUUCAAUAACAUCGCCUAAGAAACAAAAUGCGGCGAAGCUGAAAGUUGUGCUCGCAUUUCAAUUUUAAAUAAUCGUAAAGGGGGGUGUCGAUCAGCCCUACGAUUGUGUGGUUGAAGAUGAUGCAGAAGCAGCUGCAACGGGAUGAGGUUUACCGUUGGUUCGGCGAGUUAAAUUCCUCACAGAGAGUGGAUUUCAUUUGUGGGUUGCUCGACCUCUGUAUCCCUCUGGAGCUACGCUUUUUGGGCUCCUGUUUAGAGGACUUGGCCAAGAAGGACUAUCAUUCUCUCAGGGAUUCCGAGAUCAAAGCUAACAACGUGGCUGACCUAGCCAGCUUGACCAACAUGACAGACGAAGUGGUCCGCAGUAAACUCAUCGUCUCCUUGGCCUUACUAUGCUCCGACAACAGGGAGGCGUCUGGGGUUUUGUACCGCACCCUUACCCACAUCGAUUCCAUCAUCAACAACUAUGGCCUUCAGCUUCACGACAGGACUGGCGAUGAAUUCCUGCUCUUAUUUACCAUGGCUUCCAACCAUCCUUCCUUCACUUUCCAUCAGAAACAGGUCCUGAGGCAGGAGCUGCUGGAAAUCCAGAGAAUUAUCGAUAGUACUUCCAAUAAAGCCACUGUCCCUGUCGCGGCCACUACUACUGCAGCCAACUGGAACAGUAGUUCAGCAGUCUGCAAGGUAGUACACAGAGCUGAAAGUGGUGUGCACUGUUUGCAGAAUGCAUUACAGACAUCAGCACAUUCCUGUGAGGUCCUCCCAAAACGACCUUCAGGCAAGCACUCAAAAUUAAGUAUUGAGAGGAUUGAUCUAAAAGGAUUACAGCAUAAGAAGAAUGAGAAAACUACUGAAUAUUCCUUUGAGGUUCUGUGGUCAGAUUCUUCAGUGACUUUUGUAACCAAGUCUUAUCGGGAACUGAAAGAAUUUCUUACAAAGCUUCCUCAAAUGUUCCCAGAUGAGAAUUUGGAAAGUGCCAUUCCAGAAAUCAACAACCAUGACUUUUGCACAGAGGAGAGAAAAUUUGCAGAUCUGGAGCCAUAUCUCAGAUACCUGAUAUCCUUGCCUUCUCAUAUGCUCAAAAUUGACCACAUACAGAAAUUUUUCAGCACUACCACAGUUAAUCAGACCAGUCAGCAUCUGAAUACGAAUUCCAUACCAGUGAUGUUACACAAAGCUAACACAAGCAAUGGUGCAGCUGUAAGGCCAAUAUGUGGUGUAGCCAGCAUCCAGUGUUCCCAUAACACACUACAGCCAUCCGUUUCUGUUUCUUCUUGCCCACACUCAGUCAGUGGAAGCUCAGCCUCAGUCACUUGGCCACAAGCUGAGAGCUUGAGUCCACAAAAUCCAGAACAAAUUGGAAUUCUUGACUGGCUCAAAAAGUUACGACUGCACAAGUAUUAUCCUGUUUUUAAACAACUCACAAUGGAUAAGUUUCUCAGUCUUACUGAAGAAGAUCUGAACAAAUUUGAAACACUCACAUUAGGAGCAAAGAAAAAGUUGAAGAUGCAAUUAGAACUUGAAAAGGAGAAGUCUGAGAGAAGAAAUAUUAACAAUGCUGGUCAGUCACCAGUGUCUACUGCUGGAAUUGCAAGGGUGACACCAACAAGUCAUUUUGGUCCUAUUCAUUCCAUCCGCUGCCACCCAGCUACAGAACUUCGAGUAGAGGUAGAACAGCACAGUCGUACAGCAACAAAAGAUAGCGGAUCUUCCUCUGAAUAUUCAAGUUCACCAUCAAGUCCAAUAGGAAUCCAGGGAAGGGAGGAGAGUUCAGAUAGCGCAGAUGAAAAUGAAAGAAAUGCAGAAACUGUUUUGGACAUUCAAAUAAGGGAGAAACCAGCAAUGUUAUCAAGUCAACUGAGUAACCUAAACACUGGGUCAUGGAGGCCCACAGCACAAGUCUCUCCAGUACAAAAUGAGAGUGGAUUAGUGCAUCCCAGCCAUGUAUCUUCAGCCAUUUCCUCAGUGCAGAUCAUGCCAGUGAUCUCUUCAAACAUUGCCCCCAGUCGAAUGCUGAAUUCAGUACGCAAGUCAGAAAGAAGCAGCUUUGAUAUAAAGCCAAUAACAGGCAUAUCCUCUCCAAUCCAUGCAAGUCCAACUGUUGACCUUGGAAACAAAAUUCAUGAAGGACCUGCCAAUAGCAUCAAAGUGGAAAAAAAGUUUGGCUCUGUUGGAGCCAUGGUUGUAGAUGUAAUGCCAACUUCUCCAGUUCAAGCUUCCCAAAUAUCUACAAUUGUAUCGGAAAAUAGUGGGAUUUCGUCUAAUGUUGUAAACUUUGGAAUUAGGACUAAAGUUGGACCUCCUUCCUCCAUGGAUAACGCAGCCAAAACUUCUCCAUUAUCAGUACUGAGAAUGGACACAAGUUCUUCCACUACUGCAACAUGUAACUCUGCAUAUAACAUUUCUCAGUCCCCAAUGAAACUUUUGGUCUCUUCCCCCAUUCCUACAGAACCAUUGCUGGUGGGACAGACUGCCUAUAAUAGUGUUGUACAAGUGAAAAGUGUCUCACCUGCUGUAAUAAGCUCAAGAACAGUUCCUUAUUCAGCAAACACCAAAGUUGCCUUUUCAACAAUUCAAUGUUCACCUGUAACUUCCAUCUCUGGCACUUUCUGCACGAAUAACAACAAUGCACCUGCCAAUAGCCACUCUUCGGUGUCCUUCACAAACAUUGCGAGUAUGCCAAAUUGUCCUAUCCCUAGUUCCAGUCCAACCCUCUCCUCUGUGGCUGAAAACAGUUAUAUUAACAGCAAUAAUGGUAAUGGAGGCUCAGGAAUGAAUAUCCCAGUGCAACAGCAGCAGCAAUCUGGGUGUAAUGUGUGCAGUUCAUGUGGCUGCAGUGGAAACUGCGGUUCCAAUCCUGUGACAAUUAACUAUGCCAAUUACUUCCAAAGCCCAUUUUCCGGGCAUUCAGUGUUAACUUUUCCAAUUUUUCCAUUCGGUCCUUUAUGUAACAGCGGUUAUAUCAGCACCCAAUAUAAUAACAGUACUGCCUUUCCCUAUCCAAUUGUUCCAUCCCCUGCCUAUAAUAGUGCAGUAACUCCAGAAUCCAUCUUAAGUGGACCAUCAAACUUUGUCAUGCCUCCCAUGCAGAAUUUCCUGGGUGGUACAACUGCAGUAUAUCAGACACAACACAUACUAGGAAGCACAAAUGGAUCAGGACAUAAAAAGAAUGGACAUAUUUCAUGCUACAACUGUGGGGCUAAUGGGCAUCGAGCUCAGGACUGCAAGCAGCCAGCAAUGGAUUCCAAUCAGCAAGGUACUUUUAGACUGAAGUAUGCACCUCCAUCUGAAAGUAUGGAUUCAGCAGACUAAUAGUUGGAAAUGCGCAUUCAUAUGAAUCACAGUGUGCCAUUGAGUAAAAUAAUAGCAGGUACAAGGAAAGGUACAAAGAUGUUCAGUGGAUAUCUCGUCCUGCUAAAUUAAUUUCCUGCUUUUUUUUAAUCCAAAGGUGCUUUUUAAAAAAUCUUAUACGGGAAUAUAAACUACACUGUGCAUGCACUAGCUGUAAAUAUAAGUAUGAUGGAGUUUUAAGAAGUAAUGGCUAAAGCCAGAAUCAGUGUGUUCAGCAAAAAUUGUGCAUUGACAUUGCACAAGAAAAAUGAAAUUUAUCCUGAACUUUUACACAACUAUGGCUGUUUCUAGGAACUAAAACACAACAGCAGAAAUCUUCCAGAGUAACUAUUUUCCUUUUGGUGGCCAAUACUGUACAGCUUUACAAGAAUAGGAAAAAAAAGUUGUGUUGGUUGUUGGGUUUUGGGGGGAGGGGGGGAGGAAUGAGUUAACUCCAGAGAGAAGAACAAAGAACUCAGUUUCAAAUAAUUCGUUGUUAUAUUUACAAUGCAAUAUUGGUGGAGCACAGCAGAAUUCAACAAAGUACUCUCAUCUGACCACCAAGAUAGGGAAGAUGUUUGGAAAAACAACGCUGAAAGAACAGAAGAACUCAUUAGUCUCUGAGAAGAUGCCGAACAUAAGUGUGACUGGGUGGGAAAACUUGUAUCUGUUUUUGUAAGGUUCUUCAACUUGUAUAUUUUUAAUAGAGAGACCUUUACAUGUAAAAUGAUACAAAAGUAUUUUUUGUAAAAUUAGUUCUGUUUUGUAGAAAUAUCCAGUCAAGUUCUCCUGAAUCAAUUUGUCAUGUUUACAAGUGUUUGUACUUGUGUGUGUGUGUGUGUAUGUGAGAGCGCAUGCGUGCGUGUGAGCAUGUAUGACAGUCAACAGCUGAUGUAGAAGAAACUUUACAUAUGUUAGCAUUUAUGAGAAUAUUGAAUUGGUUUUGCAAUUUAUAGUUUCAUUGAUCUUGCAUAACACACUAAAUCAGCAAAGUCAGUUAACACUUUAAAGAAGGUAGCCUGUUAUUUUGUCAUCAUUUGGAAUAUGAGAAAAUUUUUUUGCUUUCACCCAUAAGAAGAAAAUCUUGGUACAUUAAGAUAAAAGUUGGAAGAAUUUUGCUUCAGUCGCAAAGAAAUUCAAAUGUUUUAUGCUUUUUCAUCCCAGAGUUGUGAAUAUAGAUCUGUAUGAGAGGGAAGUGGAAGCUCUUACUUGCAGUGGCUCAUCCUCUUGUCUCUAUGCAAAGUGGAAGCUCUCCACAGAACUGAACAUACACUGCAGUACUGCAUGUGACUAAAUACAUUUUGAAUAUACAGUGUGCUAAAAUGUUUGAUGCAGCAAACAGUAUUGUAGUACAGGAAGAACUUGGAGAUUUAACAUUUGAAGCUAUAUUUGUUGCUAAUGUAUCAUUACAUUGCCCAUCCCAUAAGAAGUCAAUGUAGGAAUAAGGUCAGAGUAAAUUAUAUGCGCCAUUAUUACUUGCCUUAAUUAACUCGAAAUCAAGAGUUAGUUUUCCAAAUAAAUUUGAUUACAUUAUUAUAGGCUUGCAUUCUGCAAUAUAAUGUUUGUGAUCAAAUGUUUCUGGGUAAGUUUAUUGAUGUCGCCUACACUUUUACUAGAGAUAACAAGAGCAUUAUUUGGAAUCUAAUGCAGGGGAAGUAACUUUUAAUUAAAAGCCCUCUCACUAUAUUAAUUAAAGGCCCAACACUUGGACUGAAUGUAAAAUUUUGAUUUCAUUUUGUUAAUUUCUGUUUCCAAGACAUGGUAAACCUUUUUUAGCUGUUCUACAAAAGAUCCAUGUAAUUUCUGCAGUGUGUACCUUCAUGUGGGGUGAUCCCAGUAUACCACACAAGUGCUAAAAAUUUUUCCAAUUGAUUGGGUAUUUAAACUGGACUUUGGGAUCUUGGAUGUUAUAUCCAAAAUCAGAACAUAACUUCAUUGGGUAAUUUUAGUGUUAACAAUAUGCAGUUUGAUAUUUAAAAUUUCUAUGAUUUUAUUGCCAUCUGUAACCUAGUCCUCCCAUAAUUUUAUUUUAGGGACCAAAGUUGUGUAUCUUUCAAAGGCUUUGGAUAUUCCAAAUUGCAAACCGAAUGAUUUUAAAAGUGUAGGCUGCACCAACAAUUCUAUGAAAUCUGAUAUUUGGAAACUUUUUGUUCAUUGAAAACCUUUUAUGCCACCCACCUUUAUAUUGAAAUAAACCACUGGAAGACAUCAUAACAUUGUGCUUCAGUGAUGCUGGGUACAGCUCCCCAUUUAUGAUGUUGAAACAGAAAAUUUUCUACCGUAUAUCUGCAUUAGGCCACCUGUGAUAACCAAAUAUUAAUGCAUAGUAUUAGUGAAUGACCAAGAUACCUAUGCCCAUGGAAGAUUUUUUUUGUGUGAUUUAUAAGACCAUUGUAAAAAUCUGUGAAUAUUAUCUACCUUCAAGUUUGAAAUAAGAGCACGCCUGAUUAAAAACAAGUUGGGCACUGGCCUUAAACAAUGGACAAUCUAAGUUAUGUAAAUCUGAUACAUUCUCAUAAAGUGAUGAUAGGCAUUUAUGUAGAAAGUUUAUACCCACCAUUUACACAACUAAAAACGGUUGAGAUCAUAAUAUACAAGUAUCUGUAAACAUCAUGAAAUGUUUGGUCUAAUCAUGUGACUUUAUGAAAACUUUUAAGAUAUAAGAAAUUUUAAUUUUUUUCCUAACUAAAUUCUCCUUUUUCAUUUGGGAAUAUCCAGUGCGAUAUCAAUGUUUAUUCACAUCUGAAGAAUUGUGCAACACAGAUUAGAAAAACUUUGGUUUAUGUUAAUUAUUCAGGUUAGCAUUAGGGGAAAAAAGGAAAUUGUUGCAUGACUAAACCAGAUGAGAAGCAGAUUUGUGCUGCCUUUAGAUUUUUUUUAUACAUAAUGAACAAAAAUUGAACAAAGGUCUAUCAGCAUAGUUCAACUAUACUGACAACUCCAUUGACUAGGUAGAGUUGCAAAAGAACUGAUCCUCAAGAUCUGUAGAUACAUUUUAAAAACUAUAUUUAAUGUCAUGGUAUUAUAGGUAGGCUAUUGGGUUCAUCUAUCACACCCUGAAAUGCCAUCUCUUUUAUGAAAAAAAACACAAGUUGCAAGCUAGUCAUAUUUCUAGUUUAUGUCUGCAUUUCAUAUAUCAACACACAAUACAAUAUAGAGUGAAGGGAAGUAGGUUUUUUUUCUGUUUAUUAGCUUGAAAGGGAGAGUGAUAUUUCCUUUUGGUCAUUGCUGUCCACAUUUGUCUCCUUUGUUUCUGUGUUUCUCUCUGUCCCCACUCCAGCUUAGGAAAAUAUAAACCUUCAAGACCUCAAUGGCUAAUAAUUAAAAGCCAGCAUUGAUCUAGGCCAUAAUGAUCAGAGGAGACCUAGCUUCAUUCUCAUUUUCUACUGAAUGAACAGUUUUUAACUAUUAACGUCAGGCUGUGUUUAGCGGUGGAUGGGAAAUCUGAUACAUCAGAUACAAUCUUCCCCACUGAUUGCUAUUUAAUGAUUCCUUUGGAUACAUAAUGAGAAUGGCAUUAUGCUUUUUUUAUGGCUGAAUAGCUUCCAAUCAAUGCUUACACAUGAGGAUUGAUCACUUGAGCAAAAGUUCCAGCUACUGCAAACUCUUAACUCCAUUUCUGCAGGACUUGCAUCCAGAAAUUUGUCCUUGUGUUGAAGCCAAUGAAGCAGAAUUUCAGAAAAUUAGUGAAAUGUGCAGAUGCUACCAUACUGCAAGUAUAAUGUUACUUACCGAGGAUGAAUUUCUCCCCCCAGUGCCUUCAGGAGAGAUGGGAGAAAGUAGGAGAUAAUUGGGAAAAAUGUAUUAACUUACAAGUAAAAAAAUUCCCAAGUGCGAUGGAAUGCUUGCAAAAUCUUCAAAAUUAGUACAGUAUUUGUAUCUUUUUCUUUGCAAUCUUUCUUGCCAGAUUUGAUCUCUUACUUUGCUGAGUAUGUCCCCAUCCUUUUCCAAGUUGUGUUUUAUUUCUUUGUAGUACUUCUUUUGGUUAAAUGUUAACGUUUUUCUUUUGAAGAAUUGUUCUUUUAAUUCAAGAAGUUUAUUUAUAAUAUUAUGGAUACCAGACAGUGAUUUGGAGAAUUAGGAAUACCUGACAAUGGUUUGAAGGCGUCACUCUUACUGAAGGUUGUAAUUGAUAGUUCAUGACAGUCACCUGAAUGUUUAGAUGAAGUCAGUAUAUUCAAAUAAUUCUGACAUAUCUGCAACUUUUAUGAUGUGUACAGUGGAGUUGCAGCUACUUUUUUCCUUUUGGUUUACUUUCGCCAGCUGAUAAUCCAGUAUGCCAUACAUUUAAUGUGUGAUAGUAUGAGUAUUGAAGUUUAUGAUAUCAUCUAUGUUUAUCAUGUGAUAAUCGCUAUCUGAUCACCAAAUCAAUAGCAUAAUGCAUUGAAAACUUAAUAACUUGUUCUGGCGAUUCUAUCUUCUCCAUCAUUAAAUAUUGCAUUCUAUAUAAAAAUGUUGAAUGAUAGAAUUGUUGAGUUGAAGCACUCCAAUUUUCUGUUUACCAUGGUUUCAUUGUCUAUUUCAAAGGUUUAGUGUUGAUAUAAAACUCUCAAUAAAAAUAGUGUAUUCGA
Molecule: messenger RNA, 8560 nt
Organism: Pristis pectinata (smalltooth sawfish)
Lineage: Eukaryota; Metazoa; Chordata; Chondrichthyes; Rhinopristiformes; Pristidae
Gene: zcchc14
Product: zinc finger, CCHC domain containing 14
Molecular function (GO): nucleic acid binding; phosphatidylinositol binding; zinc ion binding
Source: RefSeq, a predicted model, not a curated record